Messenger RNA from Mesorhabditis belari, 354 nucleotides. The record is from the annotation of a GenBank genome assembly. Lineage: Eukaryota; Metazoa; Nematoda; Chromadorea; Rhabditida; Rhabditidae.
AUGGCUGAAGCUGCUCCCGCAAGACAACACGGACCCAGUGCCGCUGGCAGGUUGUACGUGAAAGCCGUCUUCACCGGAUUCAAGAGGGCACUUCGGAAUCAACGCGAGAACACUGCCCUUUUGACGCUCGACGGUGUUCACUCAAAAGACGAGGCUCAUUGGUACGUCGGCAAACGAGCUGUCUACUUCUACAAGGCCCACAACAAGACCAACGGAAGCCGAGUGCGUGCUAUCUGGGGAAAAGUCACACGAGUUCAUGGAAACGCCGGAUCCGUCAGAGCCAAGUUCGGCCACAACCUUCCACCUGCGGCCAUGGGAAAGCGAAUUCGCGUGCUCCUCUACCCAUCGAACAUC